Ooceraea biroi (clonal raider ant) is the source of this 10494-nucleotide messenger RNA. RefSeq names its product protein phosphatase 1 regulatory subunit spinophilin (gene Spn). Gene Ontology annotation, cellular component: cytoplasm; postsynaptic density; dendrite. Lineage: Eukaryota; Metazoa; Arthropoda; Insecta; Hymenoptera; Formicidae. Gene Ontology annotation, molecular function: actin filament binding. The record is from RefSeq and is a predicted model, not a curated record. Gene Ontology annotation, biological process: neuron projection development; calcium-mediated signaling; actin filament organization.
CAUUGCGGUCCACCAUCUUGAUUUCGCACGGUUGUCGACACAGUCGGGUAGUGUCCGUCGGCAGCUCGCGAUGUGGAACGGCGCUUUGGAAAACAGCGAUUGAAGGCGUGUAGAACUGCGGAUUGGGAUCGACGUCGCGCCAGUUCGCCGCUACAGAUAUGACGAACGUGGCUGUGCGCUAACAACACAGACAAUUCGUCGAACUCGUCCCCGCUGCUGGCCGUCACAUCGCGAGGACACGACGCGGACCGUAAAUUGCCGGAGCGCCGCCGAGCGGAAUCGUGCGAAGUCUGCGGCUCUCCUGACCGAGAAAUGCUCGCGCGCACAUGGUGACAUCGUCUUCCGGAUUACUGAAAUGAAAUGGAUAAAAUACAUAUGAAUGACAAUGGGCUGAAACGUUUGAAUAGGCGGCAUUUAUAUAUAUAAUUAUCAUACUUAUUGUCAACAAUAGACAUGGCAGCGAUAGAAGAAAAGAAGCGAGUAGGUGGCUCCAAGGUGUCAGCCAUAGCAAACAUCUUCCAAGCCAAGCCUCAAUUGGACAAUCUGAGCCACAGAACGAACAAUAUCUUGUCAGAUGGAUUUAAGGAGCCGGCUGUUCCGCUCAAGGAAUCUCCGACGCAAGUGACAGUAGUCAGAACUGAGAGCCAUGUGGCACGUUUCAACAAUGCCCGAGCUCUCUUUGAGAAGCUUGGCGAGGAAAACAAAACGAAUAGACCGACGGAUCGGGUCACGAAGCCAAACAACUUACACGGUCUCCGGUCGCGCUCCAGCUCUGCGAAUUCGGGUUCCGGAUGCACCUCGCCCGCAAGAUCACCCCGUCCUCGCUCACCUUCCCCUCCAGGCAACCGCGAGCACUUGAGCACAUGGAGCGCCAGCGUACCGGCGUUGAACGCGGAACGGCACUUCGAGAAUGGCCACUGCGCACCAGAGCGACGCUCGGGCGCGGGCGCGGGCAAGGUCGAGCGGACAUUAGGCAAGGAGAACGACCGACCGGAAAGACCAGAGAAACCGGAGCGCCGGCCGAAUUCGAAGGAGCUGAUCGAGAAACAACGGAAUUGGACCAGCCACUUCUCCAAGACCAGACCAAGCCGUUACAACUCCGAUCCGAAUCGGUCGCUGGUCCAGACGUCCCUGAACUCGCAGAACGUUCAGAAUCAGAUCCAGCAGUCGUCGUCUGUCGACAUGUACCAGAACUCGGCGAGCACGACGAGCAACGACACGGCUAGUCCAGCCACCAGGUCGGCGAGCUUCUGCUCGGUGCGAUCACCUCCACCGCCGCUUCCGCCUGUCAGGAACUCGUCCGCGGCUGGCAGGAGAGAACGACCGGCGAGUAUCGCCGCUGUCAGCCCGUCCGAGUUGCCGGAGAGCCCGGAGUACGCGACGGUGGAGAGGUUCGACGACAUCUCGCCGACGAUUCCGGAGUACGCCGUUGUGCAAAAGACAAGGAAACCUCAGGACAGCGCGAAGGAGACUCAAGACGGCGAUAAGGCUUCGGACACAUUGCCGGAGUACGCUGUCGUGCAGAAACCUUCGUCCAAGGCAGCUUUGAAGUCGGCAGAAAAUUCUAAGGAAGCUACCAAGCACACUGCGCAGAAUGCGAAGAGUGCAGCAACCGCGGAGGCGGCUCCAGCGAUCAAAAUUGUAACUCCAAGAUCAGUGGAGGGCGUCAAGGAUACUUCCAAAGCCACUGUGCAGACUGCAGAAGGGAUUCUGGGGAAAACUGUGGUUUCUAAGACAGUGGACAGUGCCAAGGAGGUCUCUAAGACUUCCACGCAGAAUUUCAAAGGAACGUCAGUCGUGGAAGAAUGCAAGAGUGCGGUUUCGAAGCCAGUGGAAAGCUCGAAAGAGACUACAAAAAGUUCUGCAGUUACGGAGGGAACGCCAGUGUUCAAAAGUGUGAUUUCCAGGCCGACAGACGUCUCGAGGGAGGUUACGGAGAGCUUGAAAGAGAUGACGAAGGGUCCAGUGACUGCAGAGACCGUGCCAAGCUCCAAAACUGUCUUUGCCAACGAAUGCCAACGAAGUGAUCCAUCUGAGCACACGAAGGCAUUACCAGUAGUGCACUACGAAGCAUCUAGUCCAACUCGAAGCGCCUCGACGGACAACGUGCUGAUUAGGAGGGAGAGCGACUGCUUGGAGACACCGGAGUACCUCAAUUAUCCCCCGAGCCCGAUUCAUUCGCCUGCGAAGACUUCCCAAUGGAGGAAUGAGUGGCUGGCGAAGAACGAGGAGAUCCUGAAGAGAACGGUGGAUCUGAGAGAACUGAAAACCUCAUCGAGGGAGGCUCUGGAAACGGAAGUGAUGCGCAGCGAAGUGAUCAGGGCGGAUCCGAGACCUGAUUGGGCCAGACCGAACGCGAAAAAGAAAGAGAUCACGGUGGACGACAAGAAAGUCGAGCUGAUACGUUCACCGGAAUCCGAAUUGGGUUUGCCCUCCGCAGGUACUGACAGUGCUUCGUCCAGUAUGAGCUCGCCCAGCUCACCCUCCAAGGACAGCAAGGAGGAGAAAGCGGAAAAGGAGAUGCCGGAGAAACAUCAGACAGGUCGCAACAGCUAUGAUUUGGAAUCCGAGGACCAAGAGAAGCCAGCCACGUACCAAAGCUGUGCAGACAUGGAGAGUCCACCUGAGAAAGAUCAGUUCAAUGAAACGGAUACGACCACAGUGAUUCGGCGUUCUCACGUGCGUCUUGAUCUCCAGGCUGCAGGUCUGGGCCCACGUCCACCCUCCGUCAUUAGUUCCGAUCAGGAAUAUCCACCUCUAGAGCACAAGGACAUCCCUGUUCCCUCUCCGUAUGCGAAGAAGCUGCAACAGAACGAGGAGGCUCUUUCGCAAAGCAACAUCGAGUGCAAAACGCAAUCGAAACUAAACGCAGAGGCGAAAAAUCAUAGUGCCGUUACUGAAACGACAAGGAUCAACUCUGCGGAAGCCGUGCCGGAGAAAGUAAAACCUAGUAACGACGGAAUGUGCCAGAAGCUAGUUUCGAACGCGAAGAAUGAUCAGAUCAAAAUCAGCGUCAAGGAGAAGAUUGCAAAGAACCGAGAAGAGGUGUCCGGCAAACGUUCCAGCUUCAUCGAGGCGGAGGGUAAGGACAGCAUCGACAAGGUGAUGAAUUGCAGCCAGGAGUUGAGCCAGGAGAACAGCUUGGUGAAAGAGAACAGAGACGAUGAGAAGUAUAUAACAGAGAUUGCCAAGUCCGAGGUCAGCAGCAGGAAGGACUGCAUCGCAGCGGUGAACAGCGUUCUGAGCAGGCGGAUCGAGAGCAUGGACCAGCCGCAGACGACGUGGGAGCAGGAGAAGCAGAAGGCCGAACUGGCGAAGCUCAGGCUGUCGGAGAAUUACGCUCAAAGCCCUUCGAUGGGACAGUCCAGCGUGGUCUCGCAGCGACCUUCCAGCAGACAGAAAUCCAACGAGUACCUCGCAUCGGAGAGCAGCCAGAUUGAAGACAGUGACUCCAGUGACACGAAGACCGUCACCAAUGUGGAAUGCGCGAUGACGGAAGUGCAGAACAACACCGUCGCUGCCGCAGAGACGCCCUCGAAAGCUGCUGCCGUUAAUCACAUCACCCCCGUGACGCCGGAUACCAUGACUCCAGAUGAGGCUGAGAACCUGUUGAGCUCUCGCAUCUUAGAGAAGAAGAUCAGACAAGGUUCGGCGUUGCUAUCGGACGAGGAAGCGCAGGAGAUAGCGAGGUUGCUGUCUCCCACCGGUGCGGAUGACGCAGGUGACGGGAUUUCUAAUGACAAGGAUAAGGAAGGACAGGACAGGGAUAGGGAUGACCAGGAUAACACAGCCGACUGGCUGUCCGAUGUCCUGUCUGCUCCUGAUUCCAGUCUUAUCAAUAGCGCCACUCAUGAUUAUAGUCUGUCUCAUAGAUCCCGCAGUGACCUGACGAUAGAUUCAUUAACGGAAAGCCAAAUAGGAUCAGUCACAGGGAGCGAGAGCGGACUGCUAGGCUCCGUCAGCAGCUUGAACGAUACACAUGAGACUAACGAUGACACCGAAACUGAGCAUCAAGAUGAAUACAUUCCGACACCAGGAAAAAUUGUACUUGUGGAAAACGGUGUGCACUAUUUCGAGGACGGCCACUUCUGGAUGGAAGUCGCGGGGAUUCCGGAAUCCGACGAUGACGAAGAAGAAUAUCCGUCCACCGUGCCCGUGAAGAAGACCUCCAAGGUGUCCUUCGACACCGGCCCGAUGCGAGUUUACUCCACACACUCGGUCAACGAGUAUGACCGCCGUAACGAGGACGUCGAUCCUGUGGCAGCCAGUGCGGAGUACGAAUUGGAAAAACGUGUGGAGAAGAUGGAGGUCUUUCCAGUAGAGUUGAUGAAGGGCCCGGAGGGACUAGGACUCAGCAUCAUCGGGAUGGGCGUGGGCGCGGACGCGGGCUUAGAGAAACUGGGCAUUUUCGUGAAGACCAUCACGGAGAAGGGCGCAGCUGCGCGCGAGGGACGGAUUCAAGUGAAUGAUCAGAUCGUCGAGGUUGACGGGAAGAGUCUAGUCGGCGUGACGCAAGCUUACGCCGCCAGUGUGCUGAGGAAUACCUCCGGUCUCGUGCGAUUUGUCAUUGGCAGGGAGAGGGAUCCCAAGAACUCGGAAGUGGCGAUGUUGAUUAGGCAGAGUCUCCAGGCGGAUAAAGAGAGAGAGCUGGCGAACGCUGCCAAUAGAAAACUUAACUUCUCUGACGCCUCUCCCGAUGGUCAACGAGGGAGCGAGGACAUCUCCAUUGGCAGUGGGAUGAGCGGAAUUCCCGGCUCACCAGCAAUGUCUUCCUGUUCGGAGGGUGAACCGCCUCACAGCCCGAUCGAGAACUAUCUGUCGCCUUCCAGUCGCAGCCGAUCUCCGAUACUCAGCUCGUCGCUGCCACCACACACUGCCACUACACAGAGCGAUGUCGACAGCCUGAGACUACUGUUGCAAGAGAGUCAGUAUAAACUCGCGUUAGCGGACGAGGAAGUCGAAAAACUCAAAGCGAAGCUGGUGGAGUUGGAAAACAGCGGAGCAGGCAGUGAAGAGUAUGCGGCCAAGCUACGAGAAUCAGGAUUACGUCUUCAUGAAUCGGAAAGAGCGUUGGGGGCUGCUCGGCAAGAUCUAUCGACAGCCAGAGAGAUGCUCUCGCAGGCGACAGCGCAGAACGCAACUCUGCAACAAAAGUACGCCAGAGCUAGGAGAGCCGCCAGGGAACUGCGAGCGGAUAUCGCAGCCAGAGACGAAUUCUACCAGCAACUGUUGCAGGAGAAAGACACAGAGUACAACGCGCUGGUGAAGAGUCUCAAGGACCGAGUGAUUACGCUGGAAGUGGAGUUGACGGAGACUCAGAGGCGAUUCGGUCUGCCGGUACGAUUGCCCUAUGACAAUGCCACUGCCAGAAUAGUGACGCCACAGCUCUCCCGCAGGCAAUUACCACCACCGCCUUCGUCUACCAGCUGCCAAUUGUCUGAUACAGAAACCUCCGAUCUCAGUAGUCCAGACGACGGUGACAAGACUGCAACUGUAGAGAGGAAGCUGCCUCUACCGAUACCAGUGAAAGAAGAGCUAGAUCGCGCUGUGCCAGCUCAUCGUCUGCUGGACAACUCUGCUGGCAAGAGCAAGGCGGAGCUCGCCAGCAGAGGCGGCCUGGCUAAUCGUCAGCUGCCCAAACAACGGUCCGGGGGUCUCAGCAACAGCAGUUCCGAUUACGGACUGGACGAAUCAGGCGACAAUACGGACGACGAUUCUUCCUCGAAACUCACGUCGCAGGACAACAGCAGCCGAUCGCCGAACGACUUGACGUCCAAGCAGUCCAACUUGAGUUCCUACUCCAGCAUUUCGUCCAUCAGUUCGCUGAAAGGCAAGCACAUGGAUCCUAUACAUCCUACCGCGAUCCGACAGCACAGUACCAUCAGCUCGCAAGUACGGGCGAUGACCGAGCAGAGCUGGCCCCAAUCGCAAAAGAUGGCUUUAACCGGACCUCCUGCAUCAUUGGCGGAACAGCUGAAACAAGUCCUAGCCGAGAGAGAAAAACGAUUUGGCGUCAACCGCGAGUUAUCGAGGGAGAGUUCCGGCGACUUCAACGAUCUCAACAAUCCUAACGAUCCGACUAUGGUCACGCAUCAUCUCGUGGAGGAGAUACGACAAGCUGUUAACGAGGCUAAUCAAAAAGUGAAAAAAGUGUCGAUUCCCCCGUCGAACUUAAUCGGAAGUGGAGGCGCGCCUUGGCACCAUCCAGGAAGCUCUCCUUCGAGUCUGUCCUCCGGUGGUUCCGUGAGUCCUCCUGCCAUUGAUCCUAGUCCUUCGAAAGCCGGUAGCAUUGCAGAUUCGAGCACAGUUUGGUUGCCUGCUCACCUAAGCGACUUUGGUUUAGGUGACAAGAAGUCCCACUUCUGGCAGAACGCGUCGGUCACAGAUUGGUCCAAAGAGCAAGUUUGCCAAUGGCUGACGGGGAUCGGUUUGGAACGCUACUCAUCCCAGUUUUUGGACAGCGGUAUCAACGGCAGCAAUUUGCUGCGUUUGGAAUCAAGGGAAUUGAAAGUCCUAGGUAUCUACGGCGAGGCUAAAGCACAUCUGAAACGCAAGUUGAAAGAGUUGAAGGCCCAGGCUGAUCGCGAGCGCAAGGAACGCAAAGAAAUUGAGCGGAUGCGACGAAAAGCGGAAAAAGCCGCGCGGAAAAAAUAGCAAGCGGGUGACUUAGACGCGUACUAUUAGUUAGACACCCAAUCGGAUGGUGUGAAUUUUGGACGCGAGAUGUGCAGGGUGUCUCACAAGAGGUAGUGAAAUUAAUAAUAAUAGGAACUAUAUCGGAACUUAUCUCUAUAAGUUAUACUUAUUGGGAAUGAUUGAGGAACGAAUUUCCUCCAAAAGAUGCUCGAAAAGCAAUUCGUUGGAGGAACUGAAAGACGUGAAACUUAAAGUGACGCCGUCCAUUUCGUACAGGGUGUCAUCUUUCGUGAAAGAAGGAAGCAUGUUCUUUAAGAGAGAAGCGUUACAUUCAUCAAGCAAUGAAAGAAUCGUGCUUUCUCUAAUUUACAUGUAACAUUUCUUGUUUUCUCUUAGUGUAUUAUUCCUUAAAAUAAUUAUAUCCAGUGAUAUCCAGUAUUUAGAUCAUAAUCGUAUUGUAUAUGAUUAAUAUUUCUAAUUAAAAAUUAAGAUUAUGGAUUAUUUGAGGUGACAUAAUUGAUUUAGUAGCAACUGAGGUGUGAUAAAAAAAUAUCAAUUAAUUUUGAUAAUUGAAAGUGCCUCUUUGUGGGACACCCGAAUAUCCUGACGUCUUCUUCGAGAUAUUCCACUUCCGUUCAAUAACAGUCUGUUUCCUUGAACGAGGUCGACAUAUUGAUCCUCCGCAUUUACUUGUUAUCGCCAUACUUAUUAUAUACUUUUUAUAUUAAGUAUUUUUUCCUUAGUUAUUAAUACUAUUUAAAACAAGCGAAUGUGCGUUCGUGUAUGCGCGUGUAUGCGGUACGUGCGAAUGUGUGUAAAAACUCGAGCAAUGUAGCUAAACAGCCGCGUUCUAGCUGCGCGUUUAGCCCUGAAUUAGUGGCAGCUCGAUUUUUAAUAAUAAAAGCCGUUCUUCUAUGAAAAAGAAAAUAUAAAAAAAAGGAAUUUGCGUGCCACGUUUAUCGUUAGAUGAGCCGUCUAGAGCGCGGAAAAUGUGUAAUAAAAACAUCAUGUCAGUUAAAAGUACACUCUUUUGUAAUUGUACGUACGUAUUAUAGCACAUAUACAUAUAUAGUCACAUAAGCAUUGUUCUCGUAUUUAUUUUACAAUCGCGUUUAACGGCGCCCCUUUUUUCACGAUUAAGACUUGAAUCUUACAAAUGAACGUUUGAAUAAUCGUCCUCUUCGAUUUUAUAUAAAUUUAAAUGCAUCGUCAACGAAUUAUUAAUUAAUCAUGAAUUAUUCGCUGUGAAGCUUCUCUGAUCAAUUAUAUUUUUAAAUGUCUCAUGAAUAUGGGAUUCUCUGAAUUGAAAUAUUUGUCAAACAUCAAAUCAUCGUUAAAUGAUGUCGCAAUGAUUCUGCGAAGUUCUAUUUCCUGUUGCAAAGAUUAUUGCAUUUUGUAAUAUUUUGCAUUGUAAUGAAUAAUUGGACAAAAUGAUGGACCACUAACGGACGGACUGCGUAGAGAAAGCUUGGGAGAUGGAUCUCGGGAACGCUCAAUAUCAAUAUCAAGCAGACUCUAUAUAUCCCACGCAAUCUAUAUCAAUAAUAAUUAUAAUAUUAUAUAUAACGUAUCGAAACAAUCUCUUUGUCAAUAUCAUUAUUAUUAUUCUUAUCUAAUGUAAUAGUACUAAUAAUUUUCAGAUAUUAGACACACUAAAUGUCGCACUAUAUAUUAUUUAAUCAGUGUUCUUUAUGAAUAUAAAUAUUUUGUUGCAAUUAAUCACUACGAUGCAACAACGUUCCUUCGAUGCAAGAAUAAAUGAAAAUGCAAUUGAUCAGAAACAGCUGCUGUAUAUUUUACGAACUUGCUAUAAUUACUUCGUAACUAAGAGACUUCGUAAUUUAUAUUUAUUCGCCCUCCUCCGCCCACCCCCCGCGCGCCACAAAAAAUUUGCUCAAAGCAAUUUUUUUCGCAUCAAGUCAGACGUCGACAGAUUUGCAUUCUGCGUCCGAUCAUUUUUUUUCACAGCAUUGUCAAACGAUCGCGAAAAAGCAAUUCGAGGACGAGAAGUAUCCCUCGUCGUCGAGCUGAGUCGCGAGUCGCACCGCUGUAAAUUGUAGAACAACUCGGUGUUGUCGAACAUUCCACGAAAUUGGAUACAAAGCCAAGCGGCUCCUGUUGCGAAGGGGAGAUCCUGAGCGUGCGGAAGGCUGCGAGACGCACGCUCCGCGAGGACGAGCGUGUCGCUGUACGCGUACUUAUUUAUAGUAGCGUUGAACUUGUGAGCGCUCCACUUUGAACAUUUCUCUUGGACUUGGUCUCGCUGCGAGAGGUCGGAAAUGUUGAACGCUGGAGCGUAAUGUGUAAAUAUGCAUAUGUAUCGAGCGACGAUUAAUAACGACGAUUAUAACUGAUGAGAGAUGAUUAAUGCGUGCGUGCGUGCGUGCGUGCGUGCUUGAAUUGCGUGAUUCCGCAGUGAGGAAAGCGACUAUGCACAAUGUCAUAAUACUGUUCUACGAGGCAUAAUUUUCAAUGUUCAUGACAGUCCUUACAGAAGUCCUCCAUUACUUGGCGACUGCGAUGCGCACUUGUUGUUUUUGUUGUUAUAUUCACAACGAACUGCGGGAAUGAGAGAGGUGUCCGUGUUUCUUCUAAAGAUUGUAAUACGUACGGUCGCCGUUGGCGAGGAGAUGGUCGCCGAUGGAACGGUCGUCCUGCAUUUCGAUUGUCCAUAGUUGAAAAUUUUGCUUUUACUUCCUUCGAUACUUCCUUUAUUAUACUUGUCGAAGAUCUUAGGAUCUCGCUUUGAGGGUUUUCUAGUGUCCAGAAACCUCGUGGGAUGUUUGGAACUUGAAAUAGACAUUUCCAUUUUCGGGUCUUUGUGUAUCCCUGGAGUUCACAGUCCUUGUAUUCUGAGAUCUUUGGAUUGUUGGAUGCAAUUCGAUUUGAAGGUUUGAUUUGCUGGUUUUGUCUGUGUCCUCUGUAUCUUUGAAAUUUUUUGAAUUCUUCUUCUGUAUCCUCGGAUGUUUAACUGCGUGAAAUCGUAAGACUUAGAUCGCUAGAUCCAUAAAACUGAAUUGUGAAUUCCCGAAGCUUUAGAUCCUUAUGUGACUAUGGAUCCAAAUCCUUCAUCGUGAAAUUCUAUUCGUAAACUCUGGAAUUUGUAGAUUGUUAUCCAACACUUGGGCAUUUUAAUUGAUCCAUUAAUUGCUAUUCUUAAUCAAUUAGAUUUCUUGUUCCUUCGAAUAUUAGAUCCAGAUCUUUCUUGCUCUUCGAUCCUUCGAGAGAGAGAAUUUUCAAGUUCUGGAUCCUCGUUUUAUGUAUUUCCGUUCCUUGAAAGAAUGGACCCUUCGCAAAACCGACUGAUUUAUCAUAAGUUUUGUAGCCGAUUUUCAACGAAUCACUUAGCCAUGUAACUUCGAGGAGUGCCUCACACACGAUCCGAUUAAACGCAAAAGCUUUUCCAGUAUUUCGUCGUUUCUCUCAAUCGCGUUAUGCAAUCUUUUGAUUGUCCGAAGCAAAUAAUGUUUAAAUCUCAAUACUGCUAGCGAUGGACACAGUAUAAGAUGAUCAAUCAUGAGUGACAAAUAUAGUAUUCUUAGUUUUAGAUUGCAAAUAAUUUUACAUUACAAUCAGACUUCGAAAAUAUUUUACUGAUAUUUUUUGCAUAACACAAUUGUGUGUUUUUGCUGUUGCUUUUAUUGGAUCGUGUGUGAUCGAGUCAUGUACAUGUUUCUAUUGAUUUGAUAUUGUUGCGCAUGAUAGGGAAGAUGAUUAAAGUGACAAGAAGAUUCUAAUGAUGGUAAGGAUAAUAACGAUGACAGUGAAGGUACAUGCGAAACGGCAGCUUUUUAAUAUGUCUAAAAGUAUUGUCAACAAAUACUCUUGAACGUUUUAAUUAAAAGUAAUUCGUACGAU